Molecule: messenger RNA, 1133 nt
Organism: Delphinapterus leucas (beluga whale)
Lineage: Eukaryota; Metazoa; Chordata; Mammalia; Artiodactyla; Monodontidae
Source: RefSeq, a predicted model, not a curated record
CUGAACAGGAAAAUCCUGAGGACUCCAUGCCAGAGAGCCUGGAGGCUGGUUGGCCAACCAACAUUGUGUGUGUUCUUAAGUCCUCCUGUCUCAACACUAGCCAGACUUGAGUUUCACCCCUGCCUGCCUGUGUCUGUCCCCUGCAAAGCCAUGUGGCUGUACCUGGUGGUCCUCGUGGGCCUGUACUACCUCCUGCGCUGGUACCGGGAGAGGCAGGUGGUGAGCCACCUCCAGGACAAGUUCGUCUUCAUCACGGGCUGUGACUCGGUCUUCGGGAACCUGCUGGCCAGGCAGCUGGACCUGCGAGGCUUGAGGGUCCUGGAUGCAUGUCUGAUGGUGCAGGGGGCGGAGCAGCUGAAGGGCCAGACGUCAGACAGGCUGGAGACAGUGAUCCUGGACGUCACCAAGACUGAGAGCAUCACUGCAGCCACCAAGUGGGUAAAGGAACAUGCGAGGGACAGAGGCCUCUGGGCCCUGGUGAACAAUGCUGGUGUAGGCCUGCCCAGUGGUCCCAAUGAAUGGCUGACCAAGGAAGACUAUGUGAAGGUGAUCAACGUGAACCUGGUGGGACUGAUCGAAGUGACUCUCCAUAAGCUGCCCAUGGUCAAGAAAGCCCAGGGCAGGGUCGUCAAAAUGUCCAGCUCUGGUGGCCAUGUGGCUGUCAUUGGUGGCGGCUACUGCGUCUCUAAGUUUGGCGUCGAGGCCUUCUCUGACAGCAUCAGGCGUGAGCUCCACUACUUUGGGGUGAAAGUCAGCAUCAUUGAGCCGGGGAACUACCGGACAUCCAUUCUGGGCAAGAAGGACCCGGAGGGCAUGGAGAAGAGCACGUGCAAGCUGUGGGAGCGGCUGCCUCAGGAGACCCGCGAGAGCUAUGGAGAGGAGUACUUCCAUAUCUAUACUGACAAGUUAAAGAACACGAUACAGCUGGCAGAGUCAAGGAUCAGUGAAAUCACUAACAGCAUGGAGCAUGCUACUGUUUCCCAGAACCCCCACAUCCACUACAACCCUGGCCUGGAUGUCAAACUCCUCUACCUCCCCUUGGCUAAGUUUCCCACCCCUGUGACAGAUUUCAUCCUGAGGCGGUACCUUCCAAGGCCAGCAGACAGUGUCUGACCUGGGGAAGCCCAAGGGGU